Molecule: messenger RNA, 3897 nt
Organism: Caenorhabditis auriculariae
Lineage: Eukaryota; Metazoa; Nematoda; Chromadorea; Rhabditida; Rhabditidae
Source: the annotation of a GenBank genome assembly
AUGGCAAGUUUGGAAGGGCUGACAAAACUUCGAUCAUUGUUUUCCGCUCCACGGGUUCUGUCUUUCACAUCAAAUACGCCAAUAGCCGCUUAUUUGCUACCAAGUACGGACGCUCAUCAGGUUCGAUCGUUCAUACAGAAGUUGGCACGACUCUUUUAGAGCGAGUACCUGUCGGACUACGACUUCCGCGUACGCUUUCUGUCUGGAUUCUCAGGCUCCAACGCCUAUGUCGUUGUGACCACGACUAAAGCUCUUUUAUGGACAGAUGGUCGAUAUUUUGCACAAGUGAAUCAUUUGUUCGAAUCUUCUACUUGGGAUGCUGUAAAAGAAAAAUCAAGCUUCAUUUGUCAGGCAAAUCGACAAUUGGAUGCAAACUGGAAGCUCAUGAAACAGGCUGUGCCGGAAGCUAUCAGCGUUGUAGACUGGCUUAUAAAGGAACUACCUGCGAACUCUUACAUUGGAUUCGACCCUUCUCUGCACACGUUCGGUUCGAAAGUUUAGUUUCAAACUUAUCGCGGUUGAAUAUUCCAGAGGGUGGAAAAUCGUUGAGGGAGAAGUUAAAAGCGGCUGGAUUGACGCUCGUUCCUAUCUCUGGAAAUUUAGUAGAUGAGUUCUGGGCAGACAGGCCGUCGUUGGGAAACAAGCAGAUUGUCGUUUUGAACGAGUCUGAGCACGGAAAGGAGGUCAAGGUCAAGGUUCGGGACCUGAGGCAGUCUUUGGAGAAGAAAAACUGCACGGCCGCUGUUUUCACAGCUCUUGAUGACAUAGUUUGUAAGUCUGAAGGUGUGUUUCCAGAUGAGAAACCCAUUGCAGGGCUUCUCAACAUUCGUGGUUUCGAUAUCAAGUACAACCCGCUUGUUUAUUCCUAUCUGCUAGUGACAAAGAGCGAUGUUCAUCUAUUCAUCGACGAAAAUCGAAUUAGCGGUGACGUAAGUUUUCCUGUUGGGACUUGUAACAGCAAAGCUUCGUGUUAAAGCUUUCCAUAACUGCAAUUAGGAUUUUCCUGUGGCAAAAAUACUUUUUUCAACCUUUUUUUCUCAGGCUAGAGGACAUUUCGCAGAAUCGAAUGUUCAUAUCCACAAGUACGAAGAUGCAACCAGAUUUUUGACUAACUGGCAUAAGAACCUCGAAUCCAGCGAUGGCCAUCGGGUCAGUUGUAUGAAAGGUCAACAAAAAUGAUAUAUAUGUAGGUAUUCGUGCCGAUCUCGGCAAACUACGCCAUCGGCAACAUUUUUGGGCCCAAUCAUACCAUGGUGGAUGUUUCGCCGAUUCAGGUUUUUCACACUUCUUUUGUACUCACUACGAUUUUUUUAUUCUUUUUAAGAUUUCGAAAGCUGUGAAAAACUAUGUAGAGAUGGAGGGGAUGCGAAGAAGUCAUGUAAGUGAACCCUUAACGCAAAUUUAUUGAAUUUUUCACAAGAAGGUUUGAAAAAAGUUUCCGUAGGCAAAAAAAAAAUCACUUUUUUGUUGUAAUGGAUUAAUUGUUUAUAUUCUGAGGAAAUCAGACUCUUUUUUACUCUUUACUUGGUCUAAUCUUUCACGUGAUCUUUUUACUAGAUCAUGCCUUUUUACAUAAUCAACAGUUAAUCUAACAAACCACCUUUUUACCGUAUCCUUUCGAUCAUAAGCUAUGACAGGUCCGAGAUAGCGCUGCGCUUGUCGAGUUCCUGUGUUGGCUGGAGAAAGAACUACUGGCCGGAAAACAGUACUCGGAGAUCGAACUGGCCGCCAAAAUAGAUGGACUGCGCGCCAACCAGGAGAAAUUCGUUGACUUGAGGUUUUCCUAGUCUCGAUGACUCAUGUGCAGAAUUCGGCAGUUUCUCGACGAUUUCGGCUGUCGGCAGCCACGCCUCGUUCCCGCACUACCAUCCAGAGGGCGAGAAUGGUAAACGUCUGGCUUCUGCUUCUGAUGUCUAUUUAGUCGACUCCGGCGCUCAAUAUAGGCAAGUUUCUCAUUAGGUUGGCCGGUGAUUUAGGCGCAGGACCUACGCCCUAUUUCGGGUUAAGCUUGGUUAGGAUUUAGCUCUAGGUCUUUCGAUUCAUAUUUCAUUCCAAAAAUAGGAUUUGAAUAGGACAAUGAUUCUUGGACGUUCUUGAUUGAUAAAUGAUAUUUGCGAUCGAAACUUUUUUGGAGCUUUCUAUUUUGAAAAUGGUAGUAAAAUAAAUUCAAAAAUAGCGCUCCUUUUUGACCUCUUAUCACUCCUGAGCAAGUCAUCUUUAAUAUCCCAGUUUGUAGUAACAAUAUUUUUAAAUCUAUGCUAUCGAUACUUUAAAAUAACCGAAAAGGACUCAGUUUUUCACAUAUUUUGAUAACUAACAAAAAUACGUGGUGAAGAAGUUUUUUUAGUUCUUUGGUUUGAGCAGAGGAAAAUUGAAGAGUUUGCCUUUUUUUCUUUAAAAAAAUUCUGCUGGAAAUUCUCUUUAUUUAUCCUGUUUUUUCCCAGAGUAUAAUCUAUUCAAAGAUUUUUACGCUGUGGAUGCUAAUAACAAAAAGGAUGCCUAUCUUUGAAAAAGGUACAUUUUAUGGAUGACAUCCCAACAAAAAGUGGAAAUCUCGCCAGUUCAGAGAUGGGACCACUGACGUCACACGGACUGUUUGGUUGAAAGAGCCGCCAGCGGAGUUCAUCAAAAACAACACUCUAGUUCUCAAAGGACACAUUCAUCUCGCAACGACAAUUUUUCCCGACGGUAUAAUCGGUGUUCGGCUGGACACUCUGUCGCGACACGCCCUUUGGCAGCAGGGCCUCGACUUCCAACACGGCACCGGCCACGGCGUCGGCCACUUCCUCAACGUCCACGAGGGACCCAGUGAGAAACAUUCUUCAUUUGGUCCAGCCCAGGAGGGUACUUUCAGGGACUCUUAAAAGCCCGACAGUAGUCGGAAUUCAUAUACCAUAUCAUCGAAAUUUUUAUUGCUCACACACUUGUUAUAAAUUCUAAGGAAAAUGUGGGAAAAUACGAUUAGUUGUGGUGAUGGAGUUGAGAGUAUUUGAGUAGUUUAGAGAGUAGUAAAACAGAAAGUUUGCGCAGGUGCUAGGAAAUUUCGGCUAGACCUCCUGAAAAAUUUCGAAAAACUCUAAAAAAAAUUCAAUCUUAAAACUUCCUUCCGCAGCAAAGAUUUCGAACUCAUUUCCGAAGUAACACUGCGAAUUAUGAAGAAGAAGAUUCAUUCGAGAAAAGUAAACAUCCUCGGUGGUUUUUUUUUUUCGCUGACUUGAACCAUCGAAAAAAAGGUUCCUGACACGAUAAUGCACGAGACAGUGCCUGGCUCGUGGAGAGCGCAGACAGGCCACGCCCCCUCAGCUUUCCAAGCUAGCUGUGAAUCAGCUAUAAUAGGUCAUUCAUUCGGUUAAUUCAGAAAUGAAUUUUCUAGACGAAGUUUGCAUAAAAAGGGAAAAUUGAAAUUCAGUUGGCAUCGGCUUCCGCUCGGUGGCCUCCGGCGGGGAGAUUCAUCCCAGUCAGGUGCUCACCAUUGAGCCAGGUUAUUAUCUUGAAGAAAAGUACGGAAUCCGUAUAGAAAACUGUUACGAGGUACGAUGAUAUUUUUUCAACCAUCUUUUUUCAAUCCUCGAUUUUUUAAAGACAGUCAAGGCGGAGAAUGUCCCAUCAAAAGCCACAAACUUUGUCACGUUCAAGGUGAAACAAGACUUUGACGUUUUCUGACAAUCAGCUUUCAGGCGCUCACACUGGUACCCAUUCAAACCGAUAUUAUCGACAAGUCUCUCCUCACUGCGGCGGAGGUUUGAAGCUUCGAGUUUCCAGAGAAACUCUCGAUUACAGAUCGACUGGCUGAACGCUUACCACGACAGAGUUCUCGCGGAAGUAGGCCAAUUUUUACGCAGUAAUGAGAAGGAAAACGUUCUCCAAUGGCUUCAAAACGCAUGCAAACACAUUUAG